ACUACUGUAGCUUGCGGAAAACCAGCCAAGUGGAUCGUGUCAUAAAAACAAUCCCCACAAAACUAAACAGCAAACUAACUUCAGCAAACAGAAUAAGUAAGAAUGGCAUCCGUAGCCGCCGCCACCAGCCGAGGGCGCUGUCGCCGCCACGAAGAGCAAGCUAAGCUCCGGGCUAUGAACCGAGCCAAGAUUGCCAACGAACAAAAGGAACUCAAGGCCAGAGCUAGAUAUGUCUUUGAAGACUUAUCGAGGGAUGGAGAGUGGCUAGAGGAAUCCCAAUUCAAGGAAUUUUUCCUGGGCGUCUUUGGCACCCGCAAGCUAGACAAAGAUGCUCUUAGGCUCGUAGUGAAUACAGCCACCGGAAACAUGGUUCCAGAUGACACCAGCGUUUGCAGUAGCACCAGUACUGGUACUGGUACAAAUAAUAGUACUGGUAGGAGUGGUACUACUGUGCUACCCAAGGAAGCACUGGUGCACGCGGUUAUCAAGUACGAAGAGUACGUUUCCCAGCGCAAAAUGGUGAAUUCUAUGUUUGAAAAGUACGACAAGGCGGGAAGGGGCAAGUUGGGAAGAUCAGAACUCCUUCGGCUCUUGCAAGACAAGGAACGCAAGUCGCACCGGGCUGCCAAAGGCGUUGCCAUUAUGCUCGUGGUAUCGACCAAGGACCUAGAGUACAUAUUGGAGCAGGCAGAUGCAGACCGGGAUGGCCACAUUAGCCGUGCAGAACUCUUGCCGGCAUUGGCGGCAUGGGAUGAAUUGGCCCGGCUCAAGAUGGAACAAAAGCAAAUGGCUGCGUGUUGUAUCAUUCUGUGAUGAUGUAGCUACCUGUACAGUAAACUUUAACAUAUAUCUGAUAUGAUAUGAUAUGAUAUGAUAUGGCUGUAAGAAGAGCAAUUGAAACCCCAUCA
This is a messenger RNA of Seminavis robusta, 908 nucleotides long. The record is from the annotation of a GenBank genome assembly. NCBI's taxonomy places the organism in Eukaryota, Bacillariophyta, Bacillariophyceae, Naviculales, Naviculaceae.